This is a messenger RNA of Hymenoscyphus albidus, 1254 nucleotides long. The record is from the annotation of a GenBank genome assembly. Lineage: Eukaryota; Fungi; Ascomycota; Leotiomycetes; Helotiales; Helotiaceae.
AAGCAAUUCUCCUCUUUCAUAGAUCCCCCAAUUCUUACCAAAAUCAAGCUCUUUUUUCCAUUAAUCUUCCAAGUAUUUGAUACAAAAACAUAUCAAGAUGGCAACUACAGAAACCCCCAAAAUUAAGCUCUACUGGUAAGCCAAGCAAUCUCACGAUACACACGGAUGCAUUCCGUCUUACUUACAUGCACGCGUAGCCAUUGUACCACAUAACCUUUCACCAUGCAAAUCACUAACACACCAUCCAGGCUCGAACAAUCACGCUCUCAAAGAAUCCUCUGGCUCCUCGAAGAACUCAAACUCCCAUACGAGCUUGAAAUCUUCCACCGUGAUCCCGUCUCCCACCUAGCACCACCGGAGCUGAAAAAAGUCCACGCCUUGGGGAAAUCACCCGUGAUCUCUGUAAAAACCGCUGGAAACGCGGAGCCUCUUAUCAUCGCUGAAAGUGCGUUCAUAAUCGAGUAUCUCCUUGAUCAUUUUGGGAAGGAAACUACUUUAUUGCCGAAACGGUAUAAAGAUGGACAAGAAGGGAAAGUUGGCGGAGAAUCAGAGGAAUGGAUGAGAUUCAGAUACUUUAUGCACUACGCAGAAGGUAGUUUAAUGACCUUGAUGUUAAUAGCAGUCGUCACAAUGGGUAAGCUUCCUUACACCCAGCAAACAAAAACCGAAGCAAAAAACCUCACUAACAACCUUCCAGGCAUCAAAAGCGCCCCAGUUCCCUUCUUCAUAAAACCCAUCACCUCAACCGUCGCCGGAAAAGUGAAUUCCUCAUUCCUGGACCCGAACUUCAAAACACACUUCGAUUUCCUCGAAGCGCAAAUCAAGUCUUCCCCCUCCAAUGGCAAGUAUCUCUGCGGUCCUAACUUGACAGGCGCGGAUAUCUUGAUGAGUUUUCCGCUUAUUGCGGGGAGGAAGAGAGCUGGUGUUACGGAGAAGACGUAUCCCGCUGUUUACGCUUAUACAGAGCGAUUGAAGAAGGAGCCAGGGUAUAUUAAGGGAGUGGAGAAGAUUGUUGCUAUUGAGGGGAAGUUUGAGGAGAGCAUUUAAAUUUUAGGUGGGCAAGUUUGGUGGGGGUAUGUUUGGAGUAUUUUGGGUCUUAUACGUGAUCUAUAUAUUUAUAUUAGCGAGGAUUUAACGAUAGAAUUUCUCACUCAUUUUGAGUGAAUUUUUGUCUCCAAGAAUCAAGGAAAAAAUUAGCUUGAUAACAUACACCAUCUUGGACAGACUACAGUACAAGGCGAGCUUAUUCUACAC